Spirodela intermedia is the source of this 2174-nucleotide messenger RNA. Lineage: Eukaryota; Viridiplantae; Streptophyta; Magnoliopsida; Alismatales; Araceae. The record is from the annotation of a GenBank genome assembly.
AUGUGGUCUUCUUUACAAACAUGGGAACACUAUUUGGUUCAGCGAGAGUUUAUUUUAUAUGUUGGUCAUUAGUCUCUAAAAUCAGUAAAAUGUCAGACCUCUAUGAAUAAUAGAAUGAAUGACAGAUAGAUCUCUUUCAUUAAACGUCUUAUUUUUGUUGUUGAACACAUGUCAGGAAAAGUGAAUUGAGUUGCAGAUGCUCUUAGUAGAAAAACAGCACGUUUGCUGAACCUGCAUGUUGAAAUCAUAAGAUUUGAUUAUCUCAAGGAAUUAUAUCUAGAUCAUGAUGAUGUUUUUUCUCAACAAUAUAUCAUAUGUACGUCACGAAUAUCAAUCAAGGUUUUCACCUACAAGAUGAUUUCUUAUUUCGAGGAAUAACAUUAUGUUUUCCUCACAGCUCUUUAAGAGAGAAAUUACAACGAGAAUUACACUCUUUUUGUUUAAUCAGACACCUUGGUUGAGACAUGUCUUUACAGGCUGUUGAAGAGUAAUAUUACUGGUUCAUUCAAAAAUUUUCGUAAAUGUCAGCUUUGUGAAACCUACAAGGGACAAAGUUAAAAUAGUGGACUAUACAUUUCACUGCUUAUUCCAACACAUCCAUGGGCUGAUAUUUCAACGGAUAUUAUAUUAGGUCUGCUACAAACACAGAGAAAAGCUGACUCUGUUUUUGUAGUUCUUGAUAGAUUUUCAAAAAUGGCACACUUCAUUGUAUGUAAGAAGAUAAAUGAUGCAAGUCAAGCAGCCAAUAAAUUUUUCUGACAAAUUGUACAUUAUUUUCUUGUAAGAAUUUCCAUUUUAACCAAUCUUCAUUUCCAGUGGUAUAUUAUUUUUCUCUCAGAAUUUGAUUACAUUUAAUAGAAGUACUAAGACCAGUUGGAACAAAUAUUACUGCAAAUAAUAUAGUAGAUCAUAUCAAAACACUUCAUGAAGGUGUGAUACACAAUUUUAUGACUAAUUAUGAGAAAUAUAAAGUGGCAGCAGAUAAGAAAAAAAAAUGAAGAUGUUUGAAGUUGGAGACAAAGUGAUGAUGUACCUUCGUAAAAAGCAAAUCUCAACAGGUAACUACAACAAGUUGAAGCCAAAGACAUAUGAACCAUAUCAAGGUCUGCAAAAGAUCAAUGACAAUGCUUGAACCCCCACCAAAUAUGAUUAUUUCACCUACAUUAAUUGUCAGUGACAUAUAUGAAUAUUAUAAUGAUUCAAAUGAACACUCGAAGAUGACUUUUUUUGAAGAAGGAGAGACUGAUGUAGCCGAAGACAUAAGUUGAAGUGUCAACUUCAAAUUUAGGCCAACUUAUCGUAAAUUUGGGCUAUAAAGUGAAAAUUACAAGAAAAAAGAGCCCACAUAUGUCACCAGUGGGCUGGAGAUUUAAAUUUUAGCCGAGUUUAAAUUCUUUCACUUUUAGAAGGUACUUUAUAUCUCAUUUCUUCUACAAAAAACUUUAAUGUGGUUCAGUCAUUAUCUAAGAUCUGCUCAGGGUCUCUCACUGUGAAUGUCUUCUUUAGGUCAUGUCAGAGUAUUUUAAGAAGAUUUGUUUAAGAUCUCAAUCUGUUCUUUGAUUUUCUGCCUUUGAAAUGCUGUUGAUGUGACACCUCAGAAAAACCGGAACCGCCUCAGGUUUCUGUAACAAAAAGGGGCAAUCCAGUAACUCAGUGCAGUCAAGCCAGUAAGUAGGGAGGUCCAGCUUAUCAGUUUAGUGAGUCAAAGCGUUUGCACGAAGAAAGUGGUUUUUCCUCAAUGGAUAGGCUCAAUUCAGCUCAGGAAGAAGACAAAGACCUCACUGUCUUUUCCCGAGCCUUACCGCACAAAUGACAAUGGAUAUGUUGGGUUGUAGCUAUUUUCAAGAGCAAAAAAGAGUCUGUUUUAAGUCAUUUCAGAGUUAAUUAAGAUCUAUCAGGAUCCUCCUUUUGGAGAACACCCACCCUCCUUUCUAGUCCUAUAUGAAGGCCCUCAUUAUAACCUGAGGGACAUCUCUUUUGCUGAAUCAGUUUUCUCCGCUGUGAGAACCUCUCCCUCUGGUUUUGGAUUCAGGCACUCCCUUGUUGAAUCAAGGGUUGAAGACUCUGAAUUUGUGGAUUCAGAGUCAGGUUUCUUUCCCAACAUUAAAGCUUUGUGGAGUCAAUCUCAUAUCUUGUUUAUCUUCCAUAUUAUUGUUGCAUCAAAUUUUGAAUAA